AGUUCCUGUCGGAGCCGCCCGGUGACUGGGGAGCGAUACUGAGGAGAGGCUGAGCGGCCGGGGACGGGGAGGGGGAAAAUCGAUCUGAUUCGGCUCGGGUCGGGUACCGCGCUCCCUUCACCAUGGCCAAGACAUUGAGAUGCUGCCGGGAGGGGCACUCCAAAGAGAAAAUGAAGGACGACAAUGUGCUGACGGUAACUUCGGUGGAGCAGGAGACAGUAGAACGGAAUGUGGAAGAGGCAUAUGAUGCCUUCAGAGCUGAUCAGAGCCUGAUACAGCCUGUCCUUCAAAGGGAGAAACAUUUCCAGUACUUGAAGAAAGGUCUGAGGCACCUCUCGGAGUCAUAUGCGUGUUUGGAUGCCAGUCGGCCCUGGCUUUGUUACUGGAUCUUGCACAGCUUGGAGCUGCUGGGUGAGCCAAUUGAUGACUGCAUGGCUUCCGACAUUUGUCAAUUCUUGACGCGAUGUCAAAGUCCAAAUGGUGGAUUUGGUGGUGGACCAGGCCAAGAGCCACAUCUUGCUCCAACAUAUGCAGCAGUGAAUGCGCUCUGUAUUUUAGGCACGGAAGAGGCAUAUAAUGUUAUUAACAGGGAAAAGUUGCUAGAAUUUCUAUACUCUGUGAAGCAGCCUAAUGGUUCCUUCACUAUGCAUGUGAGCGGAGAAGUUGAUGUCAGGAGUACCUACUGUGCGGCAUCUGUUGCGUCCUUAACAAACAUUAUCACACCAACACUGUUUGAAGGGACACCAGAGUGGGUGUUAAGAUGUCAGAACUGGGAGGGUGGGAUUGGUGGUGUACCUGGAAUGGAAGCCCAUGGUGGCUACAGUUUCUGUGGUAUGGCUGCCAUGGUCAUCCUUAAAAAGGAAUGGAUGCUGGACCUCAAAGCUUUGUUACGCUGGGUGACAAGUCGGCAAAUGCGGUUUGAGGGUGGAUUUCAAGGUCGGUGCAACAAGUUGGUGGAUGGCUGUUACUCAUUUUGGCAAGCUGGACUCUUACCUCUUCUGCACCGUGCACUACAUGCAGACGGGAAAGAUUCUCUCAGUAUGAUGCACUGGAUGUUCCAUCAAGAAGCACUACAAGAGUACAUCCUACUCUGCUGUCAGAAUUCUACUGGAGGACUGCUUGACAAACCUGGAAAGUCAAGGGAUUUUUACCAUACCUGCUAUUGUCUAAGUGGGCUUUCAGUGGCACAGCAUUUCGGUGGUGGAGAACUUCUGCACGAAGUUAUUGUGGGUGACGUAAACAACCGACUGGAACCAAUCCAUCCUGUAUAUAACAUUGGUCCUGAGAAAGUAGCACAAGCUGUUAUGCAUUUCCUCAAGCUGCCAGUUCCACAGAUGAAGAAUAAUUCAAAUUAAAUUCAUUAUGCAUUUAAAAUAAUUAAAUUUCCAAGUACUAAUUGUGUAACCUGAGUGCAGAGAAUUGUGGUUUACAAAGUAAAAUGAUUCAACAUGAAGCAGGAACCAGUAUCAAGUUAUUUACUUCUUACGACAGCAAAAAAACAAAAGCCAUCGGCACUGCCUAUACAGUGGCUGAAUAGUCCAGUCUAUGUUCAGCAACUUGCUCCUGAAUGCUGCAGAAGCUGAGACUGGUACCUGUAAGUGUUCUUAGUUUCAUGACUGAAUCUCCGACAAGUGAACAGGAUUGGUGCAAAUAGAGCACUAUGCUUUUUACUGGCUUCAGAAGUAAUUUAUCACGGUUGCAAUAAAAGUAAUCUUUUCAAGCAUUCCAUUUUGUCUGGAUUAAUUUUCAGCGUUUCAGAACAGUUCUUUGCGCUUUCCUUUUUCUAAAGGAUGGUGUUGCACACUGAAUAACUCAAACUGUAGAAUGACUUAAGUCGGACAGUUUGCUUAUGUUUUGUCAACCACAACAUCAUUUUAAAAAAUGGGUUUAAUUGAGAAAAUUAUCAGUCGUAGGACCUUUAUCAUAUGUGAAAAUCAUGUUGGGGAAGGCAAAGUAAUCUAUAGUAACUUUUUAUAAACUUUGUCUUUAUUUUAUGCUGAAAGGGGCCCUCGGCACUGUUUAAUGACAAAGACGUGCAUGACUAUUUGCGGUUCAAAGAUUAGAUAUAUAGUCUUAUUGAAUGCACAGUUGUGUCACCUAGCACUGUUCACACCACUCUGCGCGCACACAUUGCAAAACAUAGAAGAUCCAAACGUUUCUGAGAAUUGCAAAUGGCGGUCCAAGUUUCAAAGUAACUGUGUUUACUGGAACUUGAACGACUCAGUCAGUCAGGUAUACAAACCAUUCCAAUUAUGGCCAGGUCAUGAUUCGAAUCAUUUCUGUAUGCAUGUAGCAUGCUCUGUUGUCCUAUGGAAAGAUCUUGCAUUGCAAGGAUAAUGUUUUUCUAAUUACAGUUGACAGUGUUUGUACACGUGACUGAAAUUGCCUCUCUUCACAAUAGAUUAGUUGUGAAGUCACGGUAACAGAUAAGUGCCUAACCUUCACUUGGUGCCUCCUCACUACAUUUUGUCUGUGAUUCCGAUCCUACUGCACCCACAGUAGACGGGUGUACCAACUGCUGCGCUAAAACUUAUCCUCUUGGCUUCUUCAGUUAACUUAUUCUCAACAGUUUAAUUGCAGGUAUAAAUAUUGAACUUUGUAUUUAGCUAUGGCCAUAAUGAUGAUUUUAUCCCCAUUACGUUAGUUCGUUUUAAAAAUGUGUAAGUGCUCUCUGAAUUCUAUCUGAAAAUUAUGACAAAUACAUUGCCAUGUUUGGUUUGCUUGCCAUCGAAAUUGAGCUUCCUCCAGGUUGUAAACAGUUAUUAACAUGUUCCAUGUGUGUUUUUUUACAAAGAAAAGUGGUCAAAAUUGACACUGUUAUAACAUGACAAGUGAAGGUGCAAAUGGAUUUAUUUAAAUGGAAGCAUUUGCCAGGACAUUGUGACCUUGACUGCCUUUUAUCCAAACUCGUGUGAAGUUGUGUGUUACAGCACAAAGCUGUACAAUUUUUAUACCUUUUUGACUGUUUAAAAAUAAAAUAAAGUAAAAUA
Molecule: messenger RNA, 2990 nt
Organism: Carcharodon carcharias (great white shark)
Lineage: Eukaryota; Metazoa; Chordata; Chondrichthyes; Lamniformes; Lamnidae
Gene: fntb
Product: farnesyltransferase, CAAX box, beta
Exons: 12
Coding region: 123-1355 (410 amino acids)
Biological process (GO): protein farnesylation
Cellular component (GO): protein farnesyltransferase complex
Molecular function (GO): protein farnesyltransferase activity
Source: RefSeq, a predicted model, not a curated record